Syngnathoides biaculeatus (alligator pipefish) is the source of this 6012-nucleotide messenger RNA. RefSeq lists its product as uncharacterized. The record is from RefSeq and is a predicted model, not a curated record. NCBI's taxonomy places the organism in Eukaryota, Metazoa, Chordata, Actinopteri, Syngnathiformes, Syngnathidae. The transcript is spliced from 2 exons. Bases 316 to 1629 code for a protein of 437 amino acids.
CAUUUAAUAGUUGGUGCACGGGUCUAUAUACAUAUAUAUGCAGAUUAAAAUAGAAUGCAGUGGAACCAUAUUAAUGGUCAUUUUAAAAGUCGGAAAACUUUACAUUUCUAAAUCUAUCACUUAAAAUGAAAGAAAAAUGGUAUUCUAUUCUCCUAAGAAAGCAUUGCCAAUUUUUUUCAUUACCUUCCAUUCACUUCAUCUCAAUGUAUUUUAUUUUUAUUAUUGUAUCUGUUUCUCUUUUCUCUACCACUGUGUAUGUCUUUGUUUAUAUGUUUGUGCUGUAUAUGUUACUGGUAGUCUGGGUCUCAACUCUCAAUGAACCAGGAAGUGGUAGACUUCUCAUAUCCUGUUUGCUCAACUGUGGUCACCCUUGACACGCCAUCCUCAAUUACCCACAUUGACUCACCUGUGGAAAUUGAUCCAUUGUCUAGUUUCACCUCACUUUCCUGUACCCCUCUUCCGCUGGAACUCCACAUAGAUGAAGAUGGUUGUUCAACCCCUUCUUUUACUGCUGGUUCAACUGUCAUAGUUCCAUCUAAAAAAGAAAGUACCAGCAUUGUCACCUCGGAUAUCACUUCUUUAGAGAGCUUCAGUGUUUCUGUUACCCUAAAGCAACCCGUUAAAACUGAACUUAAUAGCUCAGCUAGUCAGUCAGUCACUGAAGUUUCUUUUGAUAAAGCCUCAGGUUCACUGGGAAAGAAUUCAAGUAGUUCCAGUUCUCCUACUUCUCGGAAUACUUAUGUAGUAGAUGUUUCCAAUUCAAGUCCAGUUACUUCGCCUAUACAAUGUAGUCCAACUCAGAGUCCAGCACCCGUACAUCAUGGUCAAGAGAUACUUGAAAAGAAUGGAUGUCCAGUAACGCCAACAACUGCCGAAACAUUGCCAAUGUCUGCUAGCCCAGUAACCUCUCCAAGACUAUCUGGUCAGGUUUCAAGUCGUAUUCCCAAGAGUCCGGUGUUAAUUCCAAAGCUCUCAAGUCCAGUUCCAAAUCUUUUAAAUCCUGUGACUGUCCGCAGUGUCGCUAGCUCAGAAAUGGCUUCCAAAAGUUGUAGUCCAGAAUUAGUCCCUCAGAUUUCACACCCAGUAAUAUUUCCAAAAAAUUCAAAUCCAACGGUAAUUCGAAAAAGUGAAAUCCCAGUUCCAAAAAGUCCUGCAUUAGUCAUUAAAAACACCUACAUGGUUGCAGAUCCUAGUAGCAAUCCCAGAGAGUCACCAGUAUUGCUCCCUGUUGCAUCAUUAACUAGCCCAUCUUCCCCUCCUACUAAGAAUCAGCGAAGUGAAAUAAUGGAUUUAGCAUGGCCAUGCCGGGAGCCUGCAUUGGAUAAUGCCUUAGAUAAACUUUUAGCGCCUGACUUCACUCAACCAGAUGAGAUCCAACCACCUAGUUCUUUUAUGCCUGGGGAUGAGUGCAGACCAUGGGAUGAAGAUGAUAGCAUCUACCCAGAUGUGAGCCGAGAGGGGACCCUAACACCAAUGACUGAGGCUAGUUGGAUUGAUGAGUGUUUCACCCCCUCCACAUGCCCAGGAACACCAGAUGCGACGCUGGAUCUACCUACACAACAGCCAUCUGCCGUUGAGCGUUUAUCAGCUUCUGGCCAAGUAGGAGAGACAUCAAAUCGGCUCCCAUAAUAAGAUGGCAUGAAUUAAAUGUAGUAACUGUACAUUAUUUCUCAAAUAUCUCAUUUUGUUCAAAAUAAUGUGGCAAGAAGUAAAUGCAGUAACUGUAGAAAAUAUCCCAAAUUCCUUUAUUUUGCCCAAAAUAAGAUGGCAUGAAGUAAAUGUAGUAACUGUAGAAAAUAUCCCAAAUAGCUCAUUUUGGGUGAGAAGUUCCUACAAGCAAACACAUGCUGCAGAAAAGUACAUUGUACAAAUCCAAUUCCAAUCAAGUUGAGACAUUGUUAAACAUGAAAAUGGAAUACAAUGAUUUGCAAAUGACGUGCAACCUAUAUUUAAUUGAAGAUACGGCAAGGAAGAUAUUUAAUGUCUGAACGUUUUAGCAAAAUAAUCAUUAGCUUUGAAUGUUAUGGCUGCAACACAUUCCAAAAAAAGCUGGGACAGGGUUAUGUUUAUCACUGUUAAAAGAAUGUUUCAUCCCUUCACCACUUUUCUUUUAACAACAUUCAAUAAAUGUUUGGGAACUGAGGACACCCAUUGUUGAAGCUUUGCGGGUGAAAUUGUUUCCCAUUCUUGCAUGAUGUACAGAUUCAGCUGUUCAACAGUCCGGGGUCACCGUUGUCGUAUUUAAUGCUUCAUAAUGGGCCACACAUUUUCAAUGGGGAAAGGUCUGGAUUCCAAGCAGUUCAGUCUAGUACCCGCACUCUUUUACUACUACACACUGUUGAGACACUGCAGAACGUGGUCUAGUAUUGUCUGCUGAAAUAAGCAGCGGUGUCCAUGAAAAAGAUGUUGCUUUGAUGGCAGAUAGCAGAUCCAUCCAAAACCUGUUUGUACCUUUCAGUAUUAAUGGCGCCUUCAUAGAUGUUUAAGUUACCCAUACCAUUGGCACUAACACCACUCAUUUCCAUCACAGAUGCUGGUUUUUUAACUUUGCGUCCCUGACAGUCCAGAUGGUUCUUUUCCACUUUGGUACAGAGGACACAACUUUUUUCCAAAAACAAUGUGAAAUGUGGACUUGUCAGACCACAGAAUACUUUUAUACUUUGCAUCAGUCCAUUUUAGAUGAACUAGGACCCAGAGGAGGCAGCGGCGUUUUUGCAUGUUGUUGAUAAAAGCUAUUGCUUUGCGUAGUAGAGUUUUAAGUCGCACUUGCAGAUGUCGCGCCAAACUGUAUUUACUGGCAUUGUUUUUCCUGAAGUGUUCCUAAGUCCAUGUGGUGAUAUCCUUUACACAUUGGUGUCUGUUUUUGGUGCAGUUACGGGCAUUCAAUGUUGGUUUUCAGCCUUGCCGUUUAAAUGGCGUGGGUUCUCCAGAUUCUAUGAAAUUUUCAAUGUUAUGGACUGUAUAUGAUGAAAUCCCUAAAUUCCUUGCAAUUGUACUGAAUGUUGAGGAACAUUGUCCUUAGACUAUUUUCUCACACACUUAUUCACAAAGGGGUGAACAUCGCCCCAUCUUGCUUGUGAAUGAUGAAUGAAAUUCAGGAAAGUUCCUUUUAUACCCAGUCGUGGCAGCUGCCUGUUCCCAUUUAACCUGUUCAAAUGUGGGAUGUUGCAAACGGGUGUUUGAUGAGCAUUCUCCAAUUUUUUUGCCACCUCUCCCAGCUUUUUUUUUGAACAUGUUGCAACCACAAUAUUCCAAGUUAAUGAUUAUUUGCUAAAAACGCUAAAGAUUAUCAUAAACAUUAAAUAUAUUGUAUUUGCUGUGUAUUCAAUUAAAUAUAGGGUCAACAUGAUUUGCAUAUCAUUGUAUUCUGUUUUAAUUUGUUUCACACAACAUCCCAACUUUAUUGGAAUUAGGUUUGUAUUUGAACUCGGAGUCAUCAGUGUUGUGUGAUGCAUGGUGUGUCACUGCAUAAGAAUUGCAAAAGGCUCUGAUGGGCUUGGUCUCCUUGGAGAGGUUUGUGGCUGAUGUCGAAAUAAUUGCUAAUAGGAUGACCGCAUGCCCCUACUUGCCUGAGUCAAUAAUUCUUUGUAACAGGACCUCGCCUGAGAUGUUUACGCAACCAGCAAUGAUACAAACAUCCAUAGUGCUUAUCUCCAGGGAGGCCAGAUUUGUACCCUGUCCCUCACAGAGAUUUAAAACUUUGGCAGUCUGCUUUUCUGUGCAAAUAUUCACCCCCCUUUGAUGCUCAUGAUAGAUUUGGCUCAUGCAAGCUGCUUUGCAAGUGGUUUGUGGUGGAUCUGUAUUGUCUUGGGUCUCUGGCGUGCCAUGCCUCACUUACCCGCAACAAAUGGCUUUGAGAUACAAUGACAGAAGACUCAAGUCGGUUAUACGUCGCACAAAAGAGACCUCCAACGUGCACCCGAUGUACAAGGAUGGAGUAGUCCGACAUAAAAUGGGACCUGUUAUUGUGAAUAAGAGUAUUUCACAAGAUCGCCUCAUUGAGGAGCUACAGGGAAAACUAGGAAUUGGCCGUCUGGAACGCCGGCGUAAACAACAGCCAGAUGACUGGUUAACUGAAGGAGUCAUCGUGAUGUCAAACCCACAGCGAAUACGGGAAGAAAGGGCGCUGCCACCUGUGGAUAAGGUAGACCUGAGAGACACAUAGAAUCAUGUUAACAUCCAGUUCAAAUCAACAGAUGAGAUUGAGUUGUGGUGAAUGAUCUGGGAAGUAAGUGGAAAAUGUUUUGUAACUUGUCAUUUUGUGGACAAGUUUUAGUGUAUCAAUUCUAUUUCCUACUUUUUCUUCUUCUUUCCUAAUUUUGUACUUUACUCGCUCUUUGCCAUUUCCCUUCUCACCCCCACUCCAGAUAAUCAUUCCUCCUGAGUCUCCUGUAACCCAGAGAAAAGUCCUUCCCUCUCUGAAGUCUCCUCCAACGCCCAAAAAGAUACCCCCAGUAAAACAGACACCACCGCCACUACCACUACCCCCACCUCCUCCGGUGCCUCCCCCUCCUCAGGAACCUAUCUCACUGGCUCCAAAGGAGCCUACUCCUCUCCCAAGGGAGCCCUUGCCUCCCCCCGUGCAGCCCCCUCCAUCACCAAGCCCCCCACCCAAGCCUCUCAAACUGCCUCCAUCCUCCAAGGUCUUUCUAUCAGUGUCCUGUCAGACCGAAUAUGACGGCCUCUUCCCACCUAUGCAGGCAUGGAUUACCUUUCUUCACCUCUUUCCCUAUAUUUUGUCCUAAAAUUGAAUCAAUUUUGUGAGCUUUAAAACUACGGCUGCCAUCUCUAAUUUUCUUGACCAUUGUAGCUGCGGUUCAUAGUGUCUAGAUUUAUGGCCGCUGCACGGUUGUGUAGUCCUUAAGUCUGUUUUUGGCAGCAAACUGGAAACGGAUAACCUCGGCGCGUCGCCUGAAACCUAGUCAGUCCAGGUUAUGAGUGUUGCUGGCACACAGGCUAGAGAUACUGAGCCCCUUUUUCUAAUUCUGACAUAUGACAGUGGCUAGAGUAGUGUGUUCUGAGUGGAGUUUAAGAGCUUAGAGGCAAGUUUGGUGUUACCCCUCAUGGCCAUGUGCAGCAGUAGUUAGCAUGUGGUGCAAGUGAAACCUCAUCUGCCAUAUGACAGCACAUUUACCACUACUUAUAGCCUUUCCUACUGGAGACACGUUGUUGCCAUAGCUCAAAGACCAGUAUACCAGUCUAUCAUCACCAUGAAUAGGGUGCAUUUUCUUUUUCUUUUCAGUCAAGAAAAGCCAAAAAAAUAACCCAUGCGCUAUAUCUUUCAUCACUGUUGCACUGCAAAUUCAAAAGGUAGGUACUGUAUAUACAGAGGUUUUAAUAUGGUAACUAAUUAUAGUGAGGUUGUGUUCACACACUUGGGUUUGGUCUCAUUAAAAACUGUAUUGUGUUUGCUCCACAGUUCAUUUGGUCAAUGUGAAUGCCAUCAUCUAAAGCCUGGUGCGCACCCAGCAAGUGGACCAUGUUCACUUGAACAACAGUUGUUUGGUUCACUUCAUCUUAAGUGUGAAAAUUACAUGGCGUAAAGACACCGAAAUUACAAAAUAUAACAAAUGAUCGUGUGCAAGCAACUGCAUGCUCAAGGAACUUUUAAUGUUUUUAAAAAUACAUUUUAGAAAUCUCACUUAGCAAGGAUAGUAGCUAAAGAUUUUAGGGAUUAUGGAACUCAGUAUUUUGUCGAGUUACCGUAGAGUUGUUAUUUUGAUAGCUCCAUCACACAAUGUGUUUUAGGUAGUCACUGUGAACAUCCUUUUUACUGGCCAGCUUUUUGUCAGAUGCUAAUAAAAUCAUGCUGAACAUAAUAUACUAUAUUCAAACUGCGGUUCAGACCAUUAAAAAAAAAAAAAAAAAAAAAAAGUCUGGUGGGCUUUUGAGUUACGUAGCCUUUUUUUUUUAACUUAUUAGCACUAAACUGUGUGAACACAGUCAAGCAAACCAGAAAAGAGAGGGAGUGUAUUGCCUUUUCAAGCCCUAAAACUAACCCUCUACAAUCUG